AUGGCAUCACCUAAUGCACAUGAUGAGGCGAUGCCAUUGCCAACACCACAAUCGCCUAUGCCUGAGACAGUUCGCAAGUUGGUUUCCUUACAACCGGCAAACAGCAAAAGCAAACGUAGAUCCGCCAACAAAUUAUUUGGCAAAUUUCGUACUAUAAUCCGAUCGUUUCCCAUCCUCGCGCCAUCUUGCAAGAUGCCCAUCAUGAAUGACACAAUCAUACAAGGUGGCACGAGGAUAACUGGAACCCUAUUUGGUUACCAAAAAGCUAGGGUAAAUCUUGCUUUUCAAGAAGAUUCUAAAUGUGAACCUUUCCUUAUCUUGGAGCUGGCCGUUCCAACAGGAAAGUUGCUCCAAGACAUAGGAAUGGGGCUUAAUAGAUUAGCGCUGGAGUGCGAGAAGCACCCCAACAAUGAUAAAACAAAGAUAGUUGAUGAGACCAUUUGGAACCUAUUUUACAAUGGGAAGAAAACGGGUUAUGGAGUGAAGAGAGAUCCAUCAGAGCGUGACUUGAAUGUAAUGCAAAUGUUGCAUGCAGUAUCUGUGGCGGUCGGCGUGCUCCCGGAUGAAAUGUCGGACCCUCAAGAUGGAGAAUUGUCGUACAUGAGGGCACAUUUUGAACGUGUGAUUGGGUCUAAGGAUUCAGAGACUUAUUAUAUGAUGAUGCCUGAUGGGAAUAACAAUGGACCCGAGCUUAGUGUAUUCUUCGUUAGGGUUUAA
Messenger RNA from Trifolium pratense (red clover), 717 nucleotides. Its product is annotated as protein MIZU-KUSSEI 1-like. The transcript has a single exon. The record is from RefSeq and is a predicted model, not a curated record. Gene Ontology annotation, biological process: hydrotropism. NCBI's taxonomy places the organism in Eukaryota, Viridiplantae, Streptophyta, Magnoliopsida, Fabales, Fabaceae. The coding region runs from base 1 to 717 and encodes 238 amino acids.